CCACCCCCCGCCCCGGCCGGCCACCAGAUUGUGCACGUCCAGGGGGACUCGGAGACCGACCUGGAGGCGCUCUUCAAUGCCGUCAUGAACCCCAAGACGGCCAGCGUGCCCCAGACCGUGCCCAUGAGGCUCCGGAAGCUGCCUGACUCCUUCUUUAAGCCGCCGGAGCCCAAAUCCCACUCCCGACAGGCCAGUACCGAUGCAGGCACUGCAGGAGCCCUGACUCCACAACAUGUUGGAGCUCAUUCUUCUCCAGCGUCCUUGCAGCUGGGAGCCAUUUCUCCUGGGACAUUGACCCCCACUGGAGUAGUCUCUGGCCCAGCAGCUACACCCGCUGCCCAACAUCUUCACCAGGCUUCUUUUGAGAUACCUGAUGACGUACCUCUGCCACCAGGCUGGGAGAUGACCAAGACAUCUUCUGGUCAGAGAUACUUCUUAAAUCACAUUGACCAGACAACAACAUGGCAGGACCCCCGGAAGGCCAUGCUUUCUCAGAUGAACGUUACAGACCCCACCAAUCCACCAGUGCAGCAGAAUUUGAUGAACUCGGCCCCAGGUCCUCUUCCUGAUGGAUGGGAACAAGCCAUAACUCAGGAUGGAGAAAUUUACUAUAUAAACCAUAAGAACAAGACCACCUCUUGGCUAGACCCAAGGCUUGAUCGUUUUGCCAUGAGCCAGAGAAUCAGUCAAAGUGCUCCAGUAAAACAGCCACCACCCUUGCCUUCCCAGAGCCCACAGGAAGGUGUUGUGGGUGGUAGCAACUCCAACCAACAGCAACAGAUGCGUCUCCAACAACUUUAGAUGGAGAAGGAAAGACUUCGGUUGAAACAGCAAGAGCUGCUUCAGCAGGCAAUGCAGAAUAUCAAUCCCAGCACAGCAAAUUCUCCAAAAUGUCAGGAAUUAGCUCUUCGUAGUCAAUUGCCAACACUGGAGCAGGAUGGUGGAACUCAAAAUCCAUUGUUUUCUCUCGGCAUGUCUCAGGAAUUAAGAACAAUGACGACCAAUAGCUCAGAUCCCUUUCUUAACAGUGGCACCUAUCACUCUCGAGAUGAGAGUACAGACAGUGGGCUAAGCAUGAGCAGCUACAGUGUCCCUCGGACUCCAGAUGACUUCCUAAACAGCGUUGAUGAAAUGGAUACAGGUGAUACUAUCAACCGAAGCACCCUGCCCUCACAGCAGAACCAUUUCCCGGACUAUCUUGAAGCCAUUCCUGGGACAAAUGUGGACCUUGGAACACUGGAAGGAGAUGGAAUGAACAUAGAAGGAGAGGAGCUAAUGCCCAGUCUGCAGGAAGCUUUGAGUUCUGACAUCCUUAAUGACAUGGAGUCUGUUUUGGAUGCCACCAAGCUAGAUAAAAAAAGCUUUCUUACAUGGUUAUAGAGCCCUAAGGUAGACUGAAUUCUAAAUCUGUGAAGGAUUUAAGGAGAUGAGACAUGUAUACCUGAAAUUUCCAAAUAAGCCCGUUAAAUUUUCCUGGCUAAUACAGAAAAAGAUGAACAAACGUCCAGCAAGAUGCUUUCAUCCAUUAUUUUGCUCCUCCUUGUUCAUUGCUGCUGUUAAUAUAUUGCUGACCUCUUUCUCAGUUGGCCCUAAAGAAUAAAAAAAAAAAGUUUUUUUUGUUUCUUUUGCUACUAUAACUCCUGUUCGUUGUGGGGCCUGGGGAAAUGAGCCUGUUUGGAUGAUGGAUGUCAUUCCUUUUGCCCAGUUAGAUGGUCACUGAUCAUUUUAACUGUUUAGACUUGGAAGUCAAAUGCUUCAUUGUCACAGCAUUUAGUUUGUUCAAGUAGUUGUUUCUUCAGCUGCCUUUGGCCAGUGGCAAAACAUGUCUUACUGGUCUGACAAGCCAAAAAUUAUGUACCUGAUUUAAGUACUUAAUGCUGAUUUGAAGAGCUAACUGAAACCAAGGCUGAAGACUGUUUUUUACCUUCAGUGGUUUUUUUUUCCCCCUAGUGCUAUCAUUAGUCAUGUAGUGACCUUGAUUUUACUUUAGGAGCUUAUAAGGCAUGAGCCAAUUUCCAUAGAAAUACAUUAAUUAUUAUCUCUAGUAUAGAUUUGGGUGGAUAUUUUUGUGGGUGUUUUAUUUUUUGUUUGGGUUUUUUGGUGGUGGUGGUUUUUUUUUUUUUUUUCCCAGAACCUAGGCAAAUUACUAUAUUAGUGAAUCUGUUUAUAAUUGUAGCUUGGGAAAGUUAUUGUAGUUCUUUGGUAAAAUCUGUAUUUCCUGGUUUUUGCCAUCUUAUUUAAAUCUUGAUUAUCUCCUUUUUCUAUAUAUUCACACACCCAGUUACAGUGUUUAUAAUAGUGUGAUAGCAGAAUGUAUCUUUUUUUAGGCUUCCCUACUUUCCAGUUUAUUUUUUAAGUGGUAGCUUU
Messenger RNA from Heterocephalus glaber (naked mole-rat), 2367 nucleotides. The record is from RefSeq and is a predicted model, not a curated record. Lineage: Eukaryota; Metazoa; Chordata; Mammalia; Rodentia; Bathyergidae.